This is a messenger RNA of Acaulospora morrowiae, 1353 nucleotides long. Lineage: Eukaryota; Fungi; Glomeromycota; Glomeromycetes; Diversisporales; Acaulosporaceae. The record is from the annotation of a GenBank genome assembly.
AUGGGUAACGUCAUCUCAAAUUCUAACGUCACCUCCACUUCCUCCAACCUUGCCUUCAAAAACGGAAUUUGUCCUCAUUGUUCACAACCAAAUACUGGUAUCGCGUGGUGCAAAUCGUGCGAUCCGGGCCGCUUUCGAUUCGAAGGGCACACCAGCGGAAACAAUUCCAUCGACGAAUUCAUUAUGGAAACACAACUAUGCAUAGAAAAUUACACGGACCGGCAUCUAGAAUGGAUUCCAUUUGAUAGGUUUAAAGAUAUUAGUGUGGUUGGCGAGGGAGGGUUUGGCACAGUUUAUAAAGCCAUAUGGAUUGAUGGAAAAAGAGACUGGAUAGCCGAGGAGGUUGAAGGAAAGAUGGUAGUUCGGAAAGAGAGGCAGGGGGAAAUUUUGGUGGCGUUAAAGAGCAUCAAGAAUUCGAAGAACAUGUCUAAACAGUUUCUUCACGAGAUAAAAACGCAUUGGAAAUGUUUGUCCGAAUUAUUCCUACAAUUCUACGGAAUAACAACAAAUCCCGAAACCGAGGAAAUCAUCAUGGUCACCCAAUACGCUUCCCACGGUAAUCUACGCACUUACCUCUCCAAAAAUUACAAACAUAUCAACUGGAAGGCAAAACUGGAAUGGUUAACCGACAUCGCCAAAGAUCUCGAGAUGCUGCAUCACCACAAUUUCACUCACCGGGAUCUUCACUCGGGCAACAUUCUGAUCGUCAAGGAUGAGAGGUUCAAUCGACGUAUCGAAUCCAAGCUCACGGAUUUCGGCCUGGCGCAACCGGCAAAUAGAGAUCGUCUUUCUGGAAGCAUCGGUGUAUUCGGUGUCCUUCCUUAUGUUGCUCCGGAAGUACUGAAAGGUCGGUCAUACACUACGGCCGCCGACAUGUAUAGCUUUGGCAUAAUCAUGGCAGAAAUGUCCACCGGAAAACUGCCGUUCGGAGAUAGACCACAUGACUCGGAGUUAACCCUGGAUAUAUGUAAUGGGUUGAGACCGGAUUUCGCGGACGGAACGCCUGAAUUUUAUGUUGAGUUAUCGAGGAGGUGCUGCGAUAGCGACCCUGUGAAACGACCAAGUGCCAUGCACGUAUGGCAGAUUAUCACAACUUGGGAGAGAUUUAUUAAUGAUCCCCGGAAGGAAUACAAGAGCGCGUUUGAAGCAGCCGACAAGAUUCGAUUGGAGAUUGUGAAUAAGCAGGACGGUAGAGUGGAUUCAAAAAUUCAUGCAAACGCUGUGUACACAAGCAGACUUUUGAAUUAUUGUCAGGUACAAAGUUCAAAUAAGACUGAUAAAAUUGAUUUUUGCAAGAUUUUUGAUUCCACGCAAAUCGAUCUCUCGAUUCCCGAAGAUCUAUUGUUAGAAUAA